Solenopsis invicta (red fire ant) is the source of this 2981-nucleotide messenger RNA. RefSeq names its product clavesin-2. The record is from RefSeq and is a predicted model, not a curated record. The transcript has 6 exons. Bases 546 to 1961 code for a protein of 471 amino acids. Gene Ontology annotation, cellular component: membrane. Lineage: Eukaryota; Metazoa; Arthropoda; Insecta; Hymenoptera; Formicidae. Gene Ontology annotation, molecular function: phosphatidylinositol bisphosphate binding.
GCAAGAAGGAGGACGACAAAAAGAGAGAUACAUUAGAAGCAAGAAAGGAAUUAACGUUUUUCAUUGAAUAUCUAAACUCGAGUCUGUCACGGUAGUCACGUGGUAUGCCAGGCGGAGUGGCGGGGAUACUCGAGUGGUGGGAAAAAUCCUUCUAAUACUUGGCAUCACUGCUUUCGCGGCGGAUGUUUCGAGCGACAUUUUCUCGACGGUUGACGCGCGCACGCAGUGGUUAAAUCGGCACGCGCGCAAAUUCGCGGAACGCGACGCGGGGAUUCCUGAAGGCAAUGCGCCGACAAUAAUUGUCGAGCCGCGAUCAAUCCCCGCGACCGUACGUGCAGCUGUUCCCGAUCGUGGUGCGACUCCCUGUGCCUCUGAUAAUUCUCCAGAGCCCUACGAAAGUUUGUCCUUGUGAACCAGUAGUGUGUUAAACUUUGGACUUUGCAACGAUUUUCAUCGAUAUGAUCCUGGCGAUCUCCUACUACACAAACUUCUUCGAAUAAAUACAAGUAAAACAUUAUUGACGCGUGUUCGAAAAGGAGAGCAAAAUGUCCGAAUAUAUGUACAUAUCUGAGUGCGAAUAUUUGCCAUGGCAUUCCACUCGAAAUCGCUUGGACUACAGUACUUACGAAGAGCGCAGGUUCGAGAAACCUGAUAAGAAGCUGUCCAUUAAGAUGGUCAGAUCCGUACUUCGACACAUGCCGGAUGUAGACCUGGAGCAUUGCACGGACGAAUAUAUCACGCGCUUCCUGUUAGCCCGGAAGUAUAACAUCGAGCAGACGGCGGCCCUGAUAGCCGCUUAUCAGGCGCAAAUUACGCUUCGCCAGGAUAUCUUCGGCAAUCUCACCGCCCGGGACCCGGCAUUGCAGCGCGCGCUUCGCGCGGGCAUACCAGGUGUUCUGCCCGCGCGCGACAGGAAAGGCAGAUGCGUGCUGGUUAUUUUAGCGUCUCAAUGGGAUCCCGUAGCCGUGCCCGCAUUGUCCGUUCAACGAGCGAUUUUCUUAGUUCUAGAAAUACUUAUUCAAGAUCCUCGAAAUCAGCAAUCCGGUUUCGUCGCCGUAAUAGACUGGGGCGGAUUCUCGUUGCGACAGGGCGGUGCAUUGGGAACAGCGGCUCUGCGAAAUCUAAUAGCUGCUCUACGUGGGCGAUUUCCUGCCCGAUUCAAGGCAAUACACUUCCUCUCGGCGCCGCUCUACGUCCAGGCGACAUUGGCCUUAGUGAAGCCGUUCUUGGACGAAAAGACACGGAAUAAGAUUUUUCUGCACGGCAACAAUCUCAGCACGCUUCACGAACAUUUACCGACGGACAUCCUGCCGGCGGAGCUCGGUGGAACGGGGCCAGCGUUCAACCCAGGAUUGUGGGCCGAGCCGGUUAUUCACUCGGCGAUGAAAGAGGCCGAGCUCACCGCCGCCGCCACCGCCAAAAAGGGAAAAGAACGUCAGGUCGACAUGCAAGAGCCGACCAACCUUCGAGACGACUCAACAACCGCAAGCGGAAAUCAUCAGAGGAGCGAUUGCUCGAACGUCUCGGCGAACGCGGGCAAAACUUCUCUGAACAAUUUCGAUGAACCUACGAAACACUCUUUCGGAAGAGCGACGCAGAGCGAUGUGGAGCUAAAUGUGGUGAAUAAGCGAUCGAAUAAACAGAAAGAGACGAUGGAAAGAUUUAUGACAAGAAACAGCGAGGACAGCUUCAAGGAACAAUUGCAUGAACAAAUCAGUAUCGGGAACAUAAACGAGACACAUCAUGUUGAUGAUAAUAGAACGGACGAGCUCAAAAAUACGAAUGACUUGAAAUUGUUCCUCGACGCGGACAUCAACCUGAACGAAUUCGAGAUGAUCCCCAGCAGAUCGUGCAGCGAGAGCAGCAAGGACAACUUGCUGGACAACAGAUUGGAACAGAAGGCUCUCAUCGCCAUCUGUAACAACGAAACACCGUCGGAAAAAACGAAUCUUAUAACGUAAUGCCAAUCUCCGUAUAUAGAUCUAAGUACUUGUAAUGUUUGUUGAUAAAAAUCUGUCUCUUCCCGCUGAAUGAGUUUUUUUUAUAAGCGACACGAAUCUGUGAAUAAUAACUUGAGUAGUCUUGAGAUACUAUAAUUUUUUCAAUAAUAGCAACAGGUUUCUUUGUAGACUAUUUUCUAGAUAUAAUUUGGUUCGGUGCUUUUCCGGUUGCAGAUUUCCGUUUAGAAUAUAUAAAACCAGGAAGUCAAAUUUUUAUGUUGAUCUUAAAAUACUACUGAAAGUGAGUAUUAAAAGCGCAUUGAAAAGUUCUCGAACUUUUAUUCUUUUUAUCCUUAAUUGUACUUAUAAAACGUGCAAAAAUUAUGCUAAAUUUGAAUUAAAGCUUACACACACAAAAAAGAACAUGACAUAUUCCGUUUAUGUGUUAUGAUCCUUGCAUUAGGAAUGUUUAGCUUAAUUGCGACAAUUGUUGAAACUGUGGUUCCUGUUUUUACAAAUUAGACAGCUCUUCUUAAAACAAUUUAAUUGCUAUUAAAAGGGCUGUAAAAUACUUAGAAAGAUAAGGGCUGUUCAUGGUACUUCAUAAUCAUUCAUAUAUAUUUUAGCACAAUUGUCAGAUAUGUUUCCGAACUUGUAAAGAUUAAUUGAUCAUAUGCUUUUUUGAUUGCAGUUAUGAGAGUUGAAGAAUGAAUGAGCAUGAGAGAUUUCAUGAAACAUACACCCAUAAAUAUUGUAUACAUUUAUCAAUAGUUUGAGAGCAUGCUUCAUACUUAGUAAUAAAAUAAAUAUUUUGGAUAUAAUCUAUAUAUUUUUUUAAUGAUGUACGUACAUAUUUUAAAUAGCAUCUAUGCGAACUAAAAUAUAGUUUUUUCAACUUAUAAAAACUAUGACGCUAUAUUUUAAACGUAUACUGCAAUUUGUUCUUCCAAUGACUUUUUAACUCAUUGAUCAAUUUUAUCUUUUGCAUAUUUGAAUUUUACAUUUGUAUAUGUACAUGUAAUAAAUUAUUUAAUACAAAAA